UGAGACCUGAGGAGGCCGCACCUGGCUCAUGAAAGGGGUGGAGCCAGGAUCUCACCUUGUCCUAGAGGAGCCGGAAGCGAAGCGCGAGUGAGUGCCGGCCUAGGACAUUUAACCUGUUGAUCCUGUGCACGCAGGUAGAGGUCGCGGCUCCGAGCAAAGAGGUCCAGUGGGCAGCUCCCAAGAUGUGGAGAUCAGCACUUACAAAAGGGAGGCUGCUGUCCAAGGAUCCUGCAGGUCAGUGCACCAGCCAGGGCUAGGGCCACGUCUACAAGUGCCCUCCCACCCCACGCAGAAGCCUCCUGCAAAGGCGCUUUGAGGCGUGACACCAACAACCAGCCAUGAACUACGUGGGGCAGCUGGCGGAGACAGUGUUCGGGACGGUGAAGGAGCUGUACCGGGGCCUGAACCCCGCCACGCUGAGCGGCGGUAUCGACGUGCUGGUUGUGAAGCAGGCUGAUGGCUCCUUCCGCUGCUCACCCUUCCACGUGCGUUUUGGGAAGCUGGGCGUCCUGCGGUCACGGGAGAAGGUGGUGGACAUCGAGAUCAAUGGGGAGCCAGUGGACCUGCACAUGAAGCUGGGAGACAGCGGUGAAGCCUUCUUCGUCCAGGAGCUGGAGAGCGAUGAGGAACACGUGCCUCCUCGCCUGUGCACCUCACCCAUCCCUUGGGGGGGCCUGUCUGGCUUCCCUUCAGACUCCCAGCUGGGCACAGCCAGCGAGCCCGAGAGCCUCGUUGUUGUGGGCGCGGCCUCCACGGGGCGGAAGAAGCGGCGCCGCAGGAAGAAACCCAGGCGGAAGGAGGAUGCGGUGGCAAGUGACUCUAGUUCAGAGGAACUGGAGGCAGGCCCUGAGAGUGAGCUGUCCCUGCUGGAAAAGCCGAGGCCAGAGCUUUCAGGCAGUGUCCAGCUGGAAGGAGAACCCUCGCUGCAGCCCAAAGACAUUUAUCCCUACUCCGAUGGCGAGUGGUCGCCGCAGGCCAGCCUCUCGCCAGGUGGGCUGUCAUCCCCUAAGAGCGACUCGGAGUUGGAGCUGCGGACCCCGGAGCCCAGUCCACUGAGAGCUGAGUCCCACAUGCAGUGGGCCUGGGGGAGGCUGCCCCAGGUGGCCAAAGCUGAGAGGCCCGAGUCCUCGAUGGUCCCUGAAUGCAGCACCAAGGCAGCUUCUCUUCCAGGGGGACCCAGCACCCCCUCUGUCUCUAUGGCUCAUAUGGACCCUUUGGGACCCUCAAUCCUGCAGCCAGGAGCUGGCACUGACCUGCUUCAGCCCGAGCUGAAGCCCUACUUGAGUGAAACUCUGGUGGGUUCCCCUCUCCCCACCCCAGAAAGUGAGGAAGCCAAGACUCUGAGCUCCAAGGACACAGGCGUCCUUCCCAUCUCUAAAUCACAGAGCUGGGCCGCUCAGCAGCCAAAGAGGGCCUCCAGGGGGAAAGGUUCCCUGAAGAGAAGCCAGCACCUAGGUCCCAGUGACAUCUACCUGGACGACUUACCCUCCCUGGACUCUGAGAAUGCAGCCCUUUACUUCCCCCAGAGUGACUGUAGACUAGGGGCCAGGAGGUGGAGUGAACCUAGCAGCCAGAAGCUUCUGGGGGACUCCCUACCUGAACACACCCCAGAACCCACUGCUGACACUGUGGACACCAUAGCACUAUCCCUGUGUGGUGGACUGGCAGACAGCCGGGACAUCUCCAUAGAGAAGUUCAACCAGCACGUCGUCUCCUAUGAGGACCUCACCCAAAACCCCAGUCUCCUGGACGACCCAAACCUAGUGGUGAAAAUCAAUAGGAAGCAUUAUAACUGGGCUGUGGCUGCCCCCAUAAUCCUGUCCCUGCAAGCCUUCCAGAAGAACCUUCCCAAGAGUACCGUGGACAAAUUGGAGAAGGAGAAGAUGCCUCGGAAGGGUGGGCGAUGGUGGUUUUCCUGGCGACGCAGGGACUUCCCAGCUGUGGAGCACAGUGCCCAGGAGAAAACCACAGCAGUGGAGCAGCCAGGGGCAAAGGCCGAGGUCCUGAGCAGCGAUGACGAUGCCCCAGACAGCCCUGUGAUCCUCGAGGUCCCCUCCCUGCCACCCUCGACCUCGGCCUACACUCCUACCUACAAGAAGUCCCUCCGCCUCUCCUCCGAUCAGAUCCGACGCCUGAACCUGCAAGAAGGUGCCAAUGAUGUGGUCUUCAGUGUGACCACCCAGUACCAGGGCACCUGCCGCUGCAAGGCCACCAUCUACCUGUGGCGGUGGGAUGACAAGGUGGUCAUCUCCGACAUUGAUGGCACCAUUACCAAGUCAGAUGCUCUGGGCCACAUUCUGCCCCAGCUGGGGAAAGACUGGACACACCAGGGCAUCACCAGUCUCUACCACAAAAUCCACCUAAAUGGGUACAAGUUCCUGUAUUGCUCUGCGCGGGCCAUCGGCAUGGCUGACCUCACCAAGGGGUACCUGCAGUGGGUGAGCGAGCGGGGCUGCGGCCUCCCCAAGGGCCCCAUCCUGUUGUCCCCUAGCAGCCUCUUCUCGGCCCUCCACAGAGAGGUGAUUGAGAAGAAGCCAGAGGUGUUCAAGAUCGCCUGCCUAAGUGAUAUCCAGCAGCUGUUCCUGCCCCAGGGCCAGCCCUUCUACGCCGCCUUUGGGAACAGGCCCAAUGAUGUCUUUGCGUACCAGCAAGUGGGCCUGCCUCAGUCCCGCAUCUUCACUGUCAACCCACGCGGAGAGCUUAUCCAGGAGCUCAUGAAGAACCACAAAUCCACGUACGAGCGGCUGAGCGAGGUGGUGGAGCUCCUCUUCCCGCCUGUGGCCCGUGGCCCCAGUGCAGACCUGGCCAACCCUGAGUACAGCAAUUUCUGCUUCUGGCGGGAGCCACUGCCCACUGUGGACCUUGAUGCCCUGGCCUGAACCUGGCCUGGCCACCUCC
This is a messenger RNA of Tupaia belangeri chinensis (Chinese tree shrew), 2898 nucleotides long. RefSeq names its product lipin 3 (gene LPIN3). NCBI's taxonomy places the organism in Eukaryota, Metazoa, Chordata, Mammalia, Scandentia, Tupaiidae. The transcript has 21 exons. The record is from RefSeq and is a predicted model, not a curated record. Gene Ontology annotation, biological process: triglyceride biosynthetic process; cellular response to insulin stimulus; positive regulation of transcription by RNA polymerase II. Bases 339 to 2879 code for a protein of 846 amino acids. Gene Ontology annotation, molecular function: transcription coactivator activity; phosphatidate phosphatase activity. Gene Ontology annotation, cellular component: nucleus.